AUGCAGAGCUCAAGGGAUCCCUUGUGCGACGCAAACGACGUGCAUUCAGUGGGAAAAAACCUGGGAAUUAUGAAAAGGAAUUCGCUCCACAUUUUUGGGACACACAGUGAGCAGUCCGAUAGCAAGAAGAAGCAAGUCUACUCUAGGGUCUUACAGGCGGAUAGACAGUACAACAAAGAAAUUUUUCACAAAAUGAAGGAUUUUUACAGAAUUAAUGAGAGGACUAGUUUGAGUUGCGAUAGCAGCCCAGCUAGCAGCUCCAACGAUGUUCAAAAAAAAACGAAAGGGGAAAAUCCGAGUGGCGAAAAAAUGAAAGGGGAAGGAGAAAAGGCGAAGAAUGACUUGGUAGAUGAAAAAUUGGAAAAAAAUAUUGGAAAACCUUUCAUCAAGAAAAGGAAAAAGCUGUUACACGAAAUGACAUGUGUCCCAUCGGAGAGUAAUUCGAAAAGUAAGCGCCAAGUUGGAAGAGGAACGGAUGGAAAGGAGCCCAUUGAAAGUGAUCAUAAUGAGCGGGAUAAUAAGACGUUUUCACCAGAAGAAGUUACCUGCAGAGAAGAUCUUCCUACACGUAAUUUAGUUCAAAGAGAGGACAAAGUGGAUGAUUCAAAGGAGGUAAUAGAACAAGAUGGAAGACAAGCUGAUCCUGUUGUUAACAGGAGAAGUGAUACUUCUUCGCCUUUGAAUGAAUACACAGAGGGAGCAGGCAAUAAAGAGGGAAACGAAUUAAACGGCGGCUGCACCAUUCGGGAAGAAAAAAUUAGUGGUCAAAUUAGUUUUGGUGGACAGAUAAUUACUCCUUAUGGGAAUUAUAAAGAUGAGUUAUGUCACGUCUACUGCAACAAUUUAGAAGUAGGAAGUGGAAGAAAGAGUGGGGACCAUAUCGCUGUACCGAAAAAAAGACUUACUUCUGUAGCAUCAGAUAAGGAAAAUGGGGAAAAUAAAAAAGAUGAGUUAGCCACUGUAGAUUCUUAUGAUGGUCAAAGGGAAAAUAUGCCAAUUAAGCGUAGUCACUGUUCUGGUGAAGAUAAAGCGAGUAUCAACACUGCAAGCUGUGAGGAGCAAAUGAAUGAAAAAACGGAGUCAAAAGAGAAGAGGAAUUCAAACAUAGGUUGUGCUAAUGGUAGCAGUGAAGCCACGUUCAGAAAGACCCUUAAACGUGUACUCAACGGGAGUAACAGCAUUGUGAAAAAUAGUAUUGUCGAGAAAAAGAAAAAGAUUAGGAGCAUUCACAACGAAAUUUUGAGUCUCAUUAGUGCGGAUAGCCUUGCAAGCAAAGGAGAGUUGAUGAACUGCGGAAUUAAUUCUCUAGGCAGAAAUGAUGUAACAGUUGAUGAAGGAAGUCAAAGGGAGAAGCAAUUACACACAGAAGUAAAUGAAAAAGAAGGAAAAGAGGGAUAUCUACAGAUAGACAACCAAACUGGCAUGAUCGAGGAGUAUCCGCUUAUCAGCCCAUCUGAAGAAAGGAUCAUUUUAGAAGAGUACAAAUUAGUAUCCUGCGAUGAAAGGGGAUCACUCAAAAAAGGGGUAUACCAAGUGGAUUACGAAAAUGAUGGUAGUGUGCAGAGCAAAGGUGUUGCAGUGUAUCACAAAAAGGAUAGACUUAUAGAAAAGUGUAUAAAUGGAUACAGAUCAAAAAAUGAAAGUAAAAAUUGUGUGAAGAUGCCUCAGAAGGGAGGUAAUUACAAGGAGAACCCCCCCCGCGGAGGGAGAAUCUCGUGGAAGCCACAACCAAGGAGAAGCCUAUUAAAAAAGGUAAAGCUAAUAUACGAGAGGGAAAAAAAAACAUUGGAGAUAAAUCGAAAAUAUCUGAAUAAGUAUGGUUACUUUAAAGUAAUUUUGAGUACAUACACUAGAAAUGAUCUUCUGAAGAUGAACGAGCAUGGCGUUGAUUUUGGCUUGUCAAGGAUUUUGUUCUCACAUGAUAUCAUAAAGAAAAUUAACCGAAUAAACUUCAAGACAGUUAUAAAAGCUCUUGAUUUUUACGGCUACGUGUACGACAAUACAUUUUUAAAAAGGUUAUCUAAUAAGGUCACUAUGAACGAAUGGCUAUGUAAUGCCAUUUUUUUUCAAAAAAUAUUUACAACCAAGAUACUCAAUGUGGGAAUAUUCUUUGACCUUGUGUAUCAUUUCUUGUAUUUGAAUCCGGCCUUUAUAUAUUUUUUCUUUAGCAAAAAUGGCGGAAACUAUGUAAAAAAAUUUUCUCUAUAUGACAGAUAUAAGGCACUCAGAUUAGUGAACAAGGUUGUUGCUCAGUUGAAAAUUAUUAGGCCCUCUACGGACUCGGUGGUGAAUUUUCUAUUUGGAUUUUUUUCAAAUACAAAGGAUGGAGAAGAAGCAAAAAAGGGUGGUAGGAAGAAGGCCUUACAUGGGGAUGAACCCAGAAAAAAGGGCAACUCGGCGGAUGUGGCUGUGAAGGAUGUGGCUGUGAAGGAUAUGACCGUGAAGAAUGUGACCGUGAAGGAUGUGACCAUGGCAGAAUGGGAGGCCCUCAUUAACCAAAAUAACCAUUUAAGGAGGAAGCCCAAAGGAGGGAAGGAAAAUACCCACGUUUAUAUAAAGAAUACCAAGUUUAAAAAAAUAGGGCUACGAAAUAUUUUAAACAAAAUUUGGGAAAAGACAAAUUUGUACGUAAAGGAGGAAGUGUAUUAUGGGAAUAACUUUACCGUUAGAAAAAAAUUAAGAGAAAAUAGAGCCCAUUAUUUGAACAUGUUGAAUAAUCUUUUAUUUGAUUCUAAUGGUACGACGAGUACGUAUGGGUCUUAUUCAUUUGGGGAUGAUCAGGAUGAGGAAGGGGAGCCGGGUUACAGUUUGGACAAAUCAGGACAAAUUAACUUUGGAAUUAACGAGAAAAUGAGUGAUUCCCUCCAUCAGAGCAGGUACCAUCUGUGGAGGUAUCCAUAUGGCGGUGAGAACUCAGACGGGGUUGAUAAUGUAGAUGGUGGUGAUAAUGUAGACGGGGUUGAUAAUGCAAAUGGUGGUGAUAAUGUAGAUGGUGCUGAUAAUGUAGAUGGUGGUGAUAAUAUAGACGGGGUUGAUAAUGCAGAUGUUCGUGACAACGUGAUUAGCUGCGACGAAAGAAGAGCCACCAAAACGUUUCACUCCCUGGACUGUGUGCCCAACAUAUCCUUCGAUUUGUUCUCCCAGGAGGGGGACUCCUUUCAAAGGGAAGAUUCGUAUCUAACCCUAUGUUUCAAGGAGGAAGAAAAAUGUGACACAGAGAAGUAUGUUAAGGACCUUACCUACCUAGGAAUAAGAGUUAGCUAUAAGGAAAACAAAAUAAACUACUACAACUGUUUUGAUGUGAAUUUGAAGGUGUACCUAGAGGAAUGUCUGUUGGCUGAUGUGAAAUAUAAUAUUUCCAAGGAGGGUGAUUACACAUCUGCUUUUUUUCCUGUGUGGCCCCACAACCCUGAUUACUUUGGUUACCAAAUAGGGACAAACAUAAAGAAGGAGAUGAACAAAAUUAGGAAAAGCCUUGUAAUGAAAGAGAGAGGGGAAAUGGGAAAAAAAUCCACCGCAAUUGUCCUUAGCCGAAUGAAUAGUAAAGCGACAAAGUGUGGUGAAUAUGGCACCAAAGGUACAAUGCACGAAGAAAAAAAAAAAAAAAAAUUCCUUUUUUCUAAGCUACACUGUGGGCUGAAUAGUGCAAAGAAGAACUCACAUAGAAGAGACAGCCAAGAGUGGAAGGAAGAUAAGAUUCGAAAUGUUGAUCAUAUGAAAAUAAAGGAUUGUUGUUUUGUGUUAAGUGUAAAAAUAUAUCCCAUGCGCACUUUAGCAUUGUACAUUUUGUAUAAUGCCUUAUACGAAGAUAACAACACAAAGUUUGUGGAGCUCUACUCUAGUAGCUUAAACAAAGAAACGAAGGAAUGGCUACUCCUCUUUCUUCUUCCUAACUUUGUAAAUAAAUGCAUACAUAAAGUUACGUACCCCUUAAAAUUGACAAAAAAUAUUUUCUCCGAAUCGAAUGAAUUUUAUGAAGACUUUUUCUCCAAUGAAUAUUUAAAAAUUAAUGACAUCGAGAAAAUUAUUAUAUAUACAAAAAAUAACAGCGAUGACGAUAUGGAGAUAUGUCCCUUUUCCUUUUGCUACUUGUGGUUAAAAUUUACCAAGUACAGAAUUGAUAGAUGGAUUAGCUCCAAAAUUAAUGAAGUUCUUUUUACAUUUCCUUUUGCGAAUUUUUUGCUCAGUAAAUAUUUUUCCAAUUUCAUUUUAUUCAUUCAGUUAUUUCAUACGUGCCUGGAUAUAGAUCAUAUGUAUCUCUGUAAGUCUCACUUUUACGUUUCUCUCAAGCAUAAUUUGUCCUUUCUGCACGAAUCCCUCGUUAACGUUCUGUUUUCCCCGCCCCAGAGGUGGUAA
Messenger RNA from Plasmodium knowlesi strain H, 4356 nucleotides. Its product is annotated as conserved Plasmodium protein, unknown function. The coding region runs from base 1 to 4356 and encodes 1451 amino acids. The transcript is spliced from 2 exons. Lineage: Eukaryota; Apicomplexa; Aconoidasida; Haemosporida; Plasmodiidae. The record is from RefSeq and is a predicted model, not a curated record.